Ceratosolen solmsi marchali is the source of this 9644-nucleotide messenger RNA. It is a transcript of the gene zfh2, whose product is annotated as Zn finger homeodomain 2. The record is from RefSeq and is a predicted model, not a curated record. Gene Ontology annotation, biological process: regulation of transcription by RNA polymerase II. Gene Ontology annotation, cellular component: nucleus. Bases 82 to 8778 code for a protein of 2898 amino acids. NCBI's taxonomy places the organism in Eukaryota, Metazoa, Arthropoda, Insecta, Hymenoptera, Agaonidae. Gene Ontology annotation, molecular function: RNA polymerase II cis-regulatory region sequence-specific DNA binding; zinc ion binding; DNA-binding transcription factor activity, RNA polymerase II-specific. The transcript has 4 exons.
UUCUAUACACGGAAGAUCAUAUAUUUAAUACAGUAUUUCAAGUAGUAUAGUCAAAAUUCCUCGAACACGAAAUAAAAAAAGAUGAGCCCGGAGGAAGAAGGUGGCCGAGGGGGCGGGUCCCCACCGGCUGCUGGGGCUGUUUUGCAUCAACCUCAUUAUCCUUUAAUUGCUAGUCCAGCUUCUGGUACAGAGCCUUGUACGCAUGACGUAAUUUUAACACCUGUUUCUGCAGCAGAUACAACUACUAAUGUAGCCGAUCAAACUACAUUUUCUGUAAAUUUACAACAAACUAUUAGUCCAAAUUCAAGUCCAAUAACUGGCGGUGACGUUGAAAAAUUUGAUGGAAAAAUUGUAUACAAUCCUGAUGGAUCAGCGUAUAUUAUUGAAGGAGAAAGUGAAUUAAGCGACGAUGAUUCUUUACCAGAUGGCUGUAUUGUUGAUGGGCGAGGAGUUUCUAUUCCUCAUACUCUUGUAUUUCCUCAAAUUGCUAAUGCUUAUUACGUUUCUAGACUAUAUGCACAUCAAGCGUAUCAACAUCAACAACAACAAAGAUCAUCAAUUAUAUUAACAAAUCCUGAACUCCCUGUUAUGCACAGUUAUCGUGUAAUUAGUUAUAGAAGUUCUGAGGGAAGUAAACAACAACCAUUGCCAUCAAUAAUGCCAACAAUCCCUGUCGCUUCUGUACCCGUUAAACCUAUUUUAAUGUGUUUCAUAUGUAAACUCAGUUUUGGUUACACGAAAAGUUUUGUUGCACAUGCUCAAGGUGAACAUCAAUUAACAUUAAUGGAUGAUGAAAGGCAAAUAUUAUCUCAUGCAACUGCAUCGGCUAUAAUACAAGCAGUUGGAAGAAAUAAGCAACCAAUUAUUAGUUUUCUUGAACCAAUUUCAACUUCAACAUGUUCCCAAGAUUCUGUAGAAAAUAUUUCAUUACAACGUUCUCAUAAUGGAGAUGAUAUUAAUAUUCAUGAAUUGUCAAAUAAAACACAUACAAAUUUAAAUAUGUCAAAUUCAAUGAGUAAUUUACAUAAUUUCCAACAGAAGUCUAUUGGUACUUCUAUAAUAACUGCCUCAUCUAAUCACAAUAUUUUGCAUAAUCAUCAACAACAUAGUCAAUGGACUAAUACACAAAUUAGUACCUCCUCCUGGUCAAAGGUAACAGAAAGUUCUACAAGCAAUUAUACAUCACCGUCAAUACCCAUAAAAUCUCAAGCAGCUUAUACAAGUGUAUCGCAACAACCACCCAAUUUCCUCAGUGGUACUACUAUCGGUGUUUGCCCAGAACAUAUACAGGGUAGGCCAAGUGGCAUUGAAUGUUCAAAAUGUGAAAUAAUUCUAGCGAGUAGUCGAUUAUCAACGGUUAGUGGAUCUUUAACAGGAGUUCAUAGUAGAAAUUCAUGUAAAACUUUAAAGUGUCCAAAAUGUAAUUGGCAUUAUAAAUAUCAAGAAACUUUAGAAAUUCAUAUGAAAGAAAAACACCCAGAUAGUGAAACAUCAUGUAUCUAUUGUAUUGCUGGACAACCUCAUCCAAGAUUAGCACGAGGUGAAACAUAUACUUGUGGUUAUAAACCAUACAGAUGUGAAGUUUGUAAUUAUUCGACUACUACUAAAGGGAAUUUAAGUAUACACAUGCAAAGUGAUAAACAUUUAAAUAAUAUGCAAGAGCUCCAACAAGGUAGUAAUAAUUCUAAUACGAAUAAUCCUUCAUCAUCUCAAGAUCAUCCCAUACAAACUCGAAGUCCUCAUCACCAACAAAAUCAUAGUCCAUUACUAAGUACUCACGUAAUAAAUCAAGGAAAACCUAAACCUACGUUUCGUUGCGAUGCUUGUAAUUAUGAAACUAAUGUUGCUAGAAAUCUUAGAAUACAUAUGACAAGUGAAAAACAUACACAUCAUAUGUUAGUUUUACAGCAAAAUAUUAAACACAUACAAUCGCUGUCUGUAAUUCAAUCACAUCAACAUCAAACACAGCAAAGUCAAAUUCAGCAACAUCAACAAUCAUUUGAGCAAUUUCUUCAUCUAGGAAAUUUAGAUAAACCACAACAUGCUGAAGCUGCAAUUGCUGACAUGGCUUAUAAUCAAGCUCUUUUGAUACAGAUGAUGACUGGAGGUCAACUACCAUCAAAUGUACCACCAGAAAUAAUUGGUAGCAUUGCAAAUAUAAAUGCUUUAGCAAAUAUUGGAACAGAUGUUGGUUUAUCGCCAGAAAGCAUGGAACCGCCACCAGAACCAUCAGAUCCUGAUCCAUCUCAUCUUUAUCAAUGUUGCGUUUGUAAUAAUUUUUCCACCGAUUCUAUUGAAGGGCUUGGAAUUCACUUAGCUUCUGAUCGAACUAAAACUCGCGAAGGUGAAAUACUCAGCAAUAUUGCGGGUCAUUUUAUUUGUAAAUUAUGUUCCUAUAAAACUAAUUUAAAAGCAAAUUUUCAACUUCAUUGUAAAACUGAUAAACAUUUACAAAGACUUCAACAUGUUAAUCAUGUAAAGGAAGGUGGACCUCGUAAUGAGUGGAAACUAAAGUACCUCGCAUCUCCUACUAGCGCAGCACAAAUACGAUGUCAUGCUUGUGAUUAUUAUACUAACAGUGUUCACAAAUUAGCUCUUCACGCUGCCUCUCCAAGACAUGAAGCCGCAGCUCUUUUACUCCGUCAUUUACUUGAAGCUAGUAUUAAUGUUUUAUCUUUAUCAAAAUUAUACCAUUGCGCUCUUUGUGGAUUUAGUGCAAAAAAUCGAUUACCAUUACUUCAACACGUUAGAUCCAUUAGACAUCUUCAAAUGGAACAGCUGCAUCAAUUACAUAGAAGAACAGGAAUACCAGGUAGUGAAAUUCCACAUACCGAUAUUGGAGAUGUUUUUCAAGUAAUAUCAGAUCCUAAUGGAGCUUCUACAAAUUUAAAAUCGAACUCCUCGUCUAGUUUACUAUUGAGUUCUACAUCGAGCAGUGAACGAAAAGAAAACGAAAGUGAUUGUAAAAAUGAAAUAAAGAAGGAAAUAGAACAUGAACGAGAACAGGAACAAGAAAAUGAGACUGAUGAUCUUACAUGUUCUUAUUGUUCAUAUUUAGCAUCAUCGAGUGAGGAAUUAAAAACACACCUUCAAAUUAUCCAUACUCAGGACACUGAAGAGGUGGAUGACUUAAAAGAAAAUUCAAAUUCUGAUCUACUAUGCCCUUUGUGCCAAGACUGUUUUAAGCAUCGUACUGCGUUGGAAAAACAUGUAAUGCAAAUUCAUUCAGUUAAUUCUGAUGGCUUACAGAGAUUAUUACUUCUUGUAGAUCAAAGCCAUUGGUUAAAUAAUAACCCUCGUACCAUAAAUGCGUCAAUUCCAUGUCCAAAAUCACCUAAUAUUUUAUUUAAAAAAAAUCAGAAUGAAGAGAAUAUUGAACAUAUAAUUGAUGAUGGAGAUGAUACUACAAAAUGUCAUGUUUGUCCAAGAGUAUGCCACUCGAUAGAUGAACUGCAGCAACAUCACAAAGAAUCACAUUCAACAUCUGUACCAAGUUUAGCUGUGAGUGAAAAGCAUGUUUAUAAAUAUAGAUGUGGUCAAUGCAGCUUAGCAUUUAAGACAUUAGAAAAGCUUCAACAACAUUCCCAAUAUCAUGCUAUUAGAGAUGCAACGAAAUGUGCUAUUUGUUUUCGCUCUUUUCGAUCAGUACAAGCACUUCAUCGGCAUUUAGAAACUGCUCAUACUGAAUUACAAGAAGAGGAGUUGGCACAAUAUAAACAAAGUUUAUUAAAUUCACAUCCUCUUUUACAAGUACUAACAGAAGAAGCACUUCGACGUCAAGGUAUAUUUAGUAAUGAACAAUUAAUUGACGAAGAAAUUAAAAUUGAUGAUGAUGAAACCGAUAUUAAUGAAUUAUCAACAAUGCAUAAAGAACAACGAUUACUUGAAGAUUAUUUAAAUAGCCAAUCUAUAGCAGAAGAUUCUUAUAAUGAUUCUGGACGAAAGUUUAAAUGUCAUCGAUGUAAAGUUGCAUUUACUAGGCAAUGUUACCUUACUGGUCAUAAUAAGACUUUAUUACAUCGAAAAGGUGAAAAAAUGCCAUAUCCUAUGGAAAAAUAUUUAGAUCCAAAUAGACCAUAUAAAUGUGACGUUUGUAAAGAAAGUUUUACUCAGAAAAAUAUUCUUCUUGUUCAUUAUAAUAGUGUUAGUCAUUUACAUAAAUUAAAGAGAGCGAUGCAGGAACAAGGCAAUAAUAAUACUUUUAUUAGCGUAGCAUCCCCUGUAAGUCCUGCGGAUCUAAAUGAUAUUCAACAAGAUCAUGAUAAAAAACCAUAUAAGUGCAAUAUAUGUAAAGUUGCUUAUUCUCAAGGAAGUACUUUGGACAUACACAAGAGGAGUGUACUUCAUCAAACUCGUGCUAGCAAAAUUCAUGAUUUAGCCAUCAGUGGUCAAUUAGAUUUAGCACGACCUUUAAUAGAACAACCGAUUUUAAGUCCUAAUAGUUUAUUAUGUAAUAAUGGAGAUAAUAAUGCGCAUAUGCUGCCUUGUACAAAAUGUAAUGCAUUAUUUAUUACGCAAGAUCAACUUUCUGCUCACCAGCAAUUGUAUUGUAUUUUCAGUAAUCCUUUGGCCUUAUUUCAACAAUUAGCAACAUCUCAACAUUUAACAAUGUCCCCUUCAAAAACUCCCCCUCCAUCAGUAUCAUCUACUGGAUCCCAAGAUAAACAUUUAUCACAAUCACAUCCGCAAUCAUUGAUUUCUCAAGAAGUAUUGUACCAGCCAAAACAUAAGACAUCACAAAUGUACAAGCAUUUAUUAGAAAGUUUUGGAUUUGACUUAGUUAUGCAGUUUAAUGAAAAUCACCAAAGAAGACAAAGAAAAGAAGAAGAAGUUGCAGUUGCAUUUCAAUUGCACCAAGAACAUGAAAACGAAGAACAGCAGAAACAUAAUUUUGAUGAAAAAAUAUGUCAAGAAAAAGAACAGGAUAUUGAUGAUCCUGGAGAAGAUGAAAUUAUUCCAGAAAUAAAACGAAGUACUUGUCAACAUUGUAAUAAAGAGUUUAGCAGUGUAUGGGUACUUAAAGCACAUUGUGAAGAAGUACAUCGAGAUCUAGUUCCACGUGAAUUUCUUGAAAAAUAUGCACAACAGUUUAAAUGUGAGUAUGAAAAAAAAAUUGUUAUUGUAACAGCAGCUACUUCUUCAUCCACAACAACCGCUCCUGUAACUAUAACACCUACAUCAUAUCAAAUUCAUGAUAAUAAUAUGUAUGAAAACAAAGAAAAAGACGAUUCUUGCGAACAUAAGGAAUGUGUGAGUAAAACACCAGAAGCUACUUCUACAACUCCAGCAACUACUCCAGCACUGAGUAAUACACCAGUAUCAAGUACAGAUUCGAAUACACCAACAGUACCAAGUAACAUAUCUCAAAAUCUUACUCAUCAACAGCAAGCUCAAUUAACUUUAGCUCAUCAUAUGUCUGAAAUGCAAGCAGCAUUUAAUGCCAUGGCUGCUUCUCAAUUACAACAACAGCUCCACCAAUAUCCAAGUUUAAUGAUGAGCAUGAUGGGUUUACCACUAGGACUUAAUGUACCUGCUCUUGCAGCAAUGAAUCUUCAACCUCCACUAGUACCAGUUAUGUUACCUCCGCCAACGUUCGAUGGAAAUAAUAGUACAUAUUCGUCUUUAUCAACACAAUCUGAUUUAUUAUCACAACAGCAUCUUUCCAUGCAACAACAACAACACGUAGUAGCAGCAAAUGCAGCAGCAUCACAAAAAAGAGCAAGGACUAGAAUAACAGAUGAUCAGCUUAAGAUUCUUAGAGCUCACUUUGAUAUAAAUAAUUCUCCUGGUGAAGAUCAAAUUAUAGAUAUGGCAACUCAGAGUGGUUUGCCACCUAAAGUAAUAAAGCAUUGGUUCCGUAAUACUUUAUUUAAAGAACGUCAACGAAAUAAAGAUAGUCCUUACAAUUUCAAUAACCCUCCAAGUACUACAUUAAAUUUGGAGGAGUAUGAAAAAACUGGGGAAGCAAAAGUAAUACCGCUCAAUUCUAUAGCAAGUGAAACUACAUUAGAAGAUAAACUUCAAGAAAAACAAUUACUUAUUGCAGCAACCUCAACAAUUUCUAAUAUUUCAACUCAAAAUGAUAAUAAACAUGAAUACUUGGAUCAAAAUAUUUUACAGCAUUCUCACGAUGAACAUUAUUCUCCCGAAAGUUCUGGAGAUCAACAAUCUAGGCCACAAUCACCAGUGAUAAAUUCGGGUUUUCCUAGCACUAAUCAGGAUAUGUCAGCUAUACUUUCUACAUCAAUUAUUACUCAAACAUCACCAAUGCUUCCUCCAAAAGUAGCUCCUCCAAAUGUUACAAAUACAAAUUCAUCAAUAACUAGUACUUUAUCAACUAAUACCUUAUCAGUUUCUUUAUCGAAUCAGCAUUGUAAUAGCCCCACUAGAGUAUCUGAUUUUUCAUUUAAUGGUAAUAACAAUGGAAGUAAUACAACAAAUAAUAGUUCUGGAAAAAGAGCAAAUCGAACAAGAUUUACCGAUUAUCAAAUAAAAGUGCUUCAAGAAUUUUUUGAAAAUAAUGCCUAUCCUAAAGAUGAUGAUUUGGAAUAUUUAAGUAAACUUCUGGGAUUAAGUCCACGAGUUAUAGUAGUGUGGUUUCAAAACGCUAGACAAAAGGCUCGUAAGGUCUAUGAGAAUCAACCACCUCUUGAUCCUACUCCGGGAAGUAGAGAUAAUGAAGAUGGAACUGGACGAUUUCAAAGAACGCCUGGUCUUAAUUAUCAAUGUAAAAAAUGUCUUCUUGUUUUUCAAAGAUAUUAUGAACUUAUACGACAUCAGAAAACACAUUGCUUUAAAGAAGAAGAUGCAAAACGAAGUGCGCAAGCACAAGCAGCUGCAGCUCAAGUAGCCGCUGUUCUUAGUUCUGAAGAUAGUAAUAGUAGUUCGACUACAACAACUAAUACACUUCAGUCAACUUCUAUAAAUAUUCAGUCUGUUUCAGAACAAUCAUCAAACUCCAAUAAUACUUUUCUUCAAAAUCAGACAAUCCAGCAACUUCAGCAGAGUCAACAAAAUAUUCAAUUAGACUCUAAGGAUGAAAAUUUUCAAUGUGACAAAUGUAAUCUUGUUUUUGGUCGAUUCGAAUUGUGGCGCGAACAUCAAUUAGUACAUAUCAUGAAUCCAACACUUUUUCCUCCAAAUUAUCCACCUGAUUCAGCAUUUGGUAUUUUACAGCAACAAGCAUUAAACAACUCUAGUUCAUCACCAGAUAUAUCUCAUUCAAUGCUGAAUAUAAUACACGAUAAAAAAAGAAAGUAUGAUGAUUAUGAUGAUGGUCAUAAUACAGACAAUAAAUCUAAUUCAGAUCAAAAUGAUCAACCAAAAGAUAAACGUCUACGUACAACUAUUCUUCCAGAGCAGCUAGAUUAUCUUUAUCAAAAAUAUCAAAUUGAAUCUAAUCCAUCUCGAAAAAUGCUAGAAACUAUUGCUAGAGAAGUUGGUUUAAAAAAGAGAGUAGUUCAAGUUUGGUUUCAAAAUACACGCGCACGUGAAAGAAAAGGACAGUUUCGUGCACAUAGUCAAGUAAUAAAUAAACGAUGUCCGUUUUGUCCCGCCCUUUUUAAGGUGAAAUCUGCUUUAGAAUCUCAUCUAAAUAGUAAACAUAUUGAUCAAAUUACUAGAAGUGAGGUUAACAUUGACAAUUUACCUGACGAAGAGUUAUCGUUAGAGUCAUCUCCAUCAAAUCCAAGUACUCCUAAUAUGAUGCCUCCUUUAUUUCCUCCAAUUAGUACUGAAGUUGAGGCUUCAUUAAAAAAAUAUUAUGAAGAAUCUAUGAAACGUUACAUAACAGAAUUACAAGCACAUGCAAGUAAUGAAAAACAAGAUACGAAUACUUCACUUUUUCCUGCAAAUAGCAGUGAGUCGCCUUUGGAUUUAAGCAAACCUGUUGAUUUGAGCAAAUCUAUUAAAGUUACCGAUAAUAAUUUAGGUAAUCUUUUAGAUGAUCAAAAUAAUUCUCAACAGGUACGUAGUGGUAGUGACUAUGGCCCACUAACUGAUUUUUCAGAAAAGAGCGUUUGUGAUGAUGAUAGUAUGAGUGAAACAACUGAAUUUCUUGACGAUGAAAGCAGUCCAACUAGCCCAGCAUCUAGUUCGCAAAGUUCCAAACAAGGAUUAACUAAUAAUAUUAUUGGAAAUAACACAAUUGUAUGUUCUGGUAUCAACGCAGUAGUUCAAACUGGAGGAAAAAGAUAUCGUACACAAAUGUCAACAACACAAGUUAAAGUGAUGAAAUCUUUAUUUUCGGAUUAUAAAACUCCAACAAUGGCUGAAUGCGAAAUGCUUGGUCGUGAAAUCGGACUUCCUAAACGAGUUGUUCAGGUAUGGUUUCAGAAUGCACGUGCUAAAGAAAAAAAAGCUAGAUUAGCAGCAGGAUUAUCAGCAGAGGGUAUAGUUGUUCAUCGUGGUUUAACUGGGCCAGAAGAAUGUAAAUUAUGCUCUAUACGUUACAGUCCUAAAUCGCCUUUGCAAGAACAUGUAUUUUCGCGAAGACAUAUUGAAUCAGUAAGAAUUGCCGUUGAAGAUGGUAGUUUAAUACCACCUACUCCUGGAGCUCCUAUUAUACGGGAAAGUGCCAUUGCAAGCUCUACAAAUAAUAAUCUGCAAGGCAACCAAUCGCAGACUGAAGAAAAUAUGAUGUACGGGUCGUUGUUCCUUCAUCCCACGGCAAUGUUUCAGUCGCAGCAACAGCAGCAACAGCAACAUUCCGGGAAUGUUACAACCAGCACGACUACCACCACAACCGGUGAGUGUCUAGCUGACCUCUUAGAUUCCUAAGCUCAUGCUACCGAAAUUCGAAUUAGGCAUUUCAUACAGGUAAGAAAAAUCGACCAAUAGCUAUUGCUUAAAGGUCAGUUUUAGUAAAAUAUAUUUGAUUAUGAUACCACCGAAUUACGAGUGCAUGAGCAACGUUAUGUGUUGUAUUCAUGUAGGUCAGGUGUAUACUAUAUUUUUAAAAAAUGGUCCGUGUGAUAAUGUAGAAGGGCCAUAAACUCUCGCGAUUUUAUUUGUUUAGGUUUCAAAAUAUCUUUAUAUAGCGCGAAUAAUAUAUCCAGUGCUAGGCAAUACUGAAAGUUCCUAUCAAAUGACUAUUAUAAUAUAAGAAUUAUAAAAAAAAGUAAAUUAGAAUAAAGUAGACAGAUAGUAUGAUUAAGGGAGAUUGACUACGUGAAAAUAAAAUGGUCACGGCAUAAAAAUAGUAGAUUUGACACAUGAGAGCAAUGAAAUGAUUUCUUAUAUAAUGUAUAGUACUAUCUGGUUACUAGAGAAAAUAUCUCCACAUUAAGUUUUUAUGUACAGUAAAGACUAUAUAUAAAGAUUUAUAGUUUUAUUAUUGUAUUUUGAUAAUGAAUUUAACAGUGUCAUUCAUUUAGAUCAGUUUUCAUUUAAUGCAUUUGAUUCAUAAUUAUAGCGAAACGAAGGAUAGACUGUAUUUUAUUAUUUAAUGGAAUAUUUAAAUUCAAUUGUAAUAAAAAUAAAAUAUUCCUGUUAAUGACAUUAUGUAAGCUCCGAAAAAUAUUGUAAGGAUAGGAAAAUAUGUGAUCUUCGUUUUAUACAGUUUUCCUAACGUAUCUAUUUAUAAUGAUCACUCUACAUACCUCGCAUGUUCUUGUUUAUAUUCUAGGAAAUAUAAGUCCGUUUUU